Molecule: messenger RNA, 2743 nt
Organism: Cervus elaphus (red deer)
Lineage: Eukaryota; Metazoa; Chordata; Mammalia; Artiodactyla; Cervidae
Gene: FAS
Product: Fas cell surface death receptor
Exons: 9
Coding region: 104-1096 (330 amino acids)
Biological process (GO): regulation of stress-activated MAPK cascade; necroptotic signaling pathway; motor neuron apoptotic process
Cellular component (GO): external side of plasma membrane; membrane raft; CD95 death-inducing signaling complex
Molecular function (GO): tumor necrosis factor receptor activity; protein binding
Source: RefSeq, a predicted model, not a curated record
GAGCGCGGGGUGGGGCCAGUCGGGGCUCACUUCUCACCGGGUGCGUAACUCGCCCUGGUGCCGGUUGGAAAGACUCCUUCACUUCGGCGAUUGCUCCACAGCCAUGUCCGGGAACUGGGUUCUCUUGUCACUGAUAUUUAUCUCUGUUGCUGGACCAUUGUCUAAAGGUGAAAAGGCCCAAGUGGCUGGUAUCGACUCUGAGGUGCUGAAAUUGACUAAGAAUAUUACUGAAGUGAGUUCCUGCCCAGAAGGCCUACAUCGUGAGCACCAGUUUUGUUGUCUGCCUUGUCCGCCUGGCAAACGGAAAACCAGUGAUUGCAAACACGACGGAGGUAUACCAGAAUGUGUGUUCUGCUCAGAGGGGAACGAGUACACAGACACGAGCCAUCAUUCUGACAAAUGCAUAAGAUGUAGUGCCUGUGAUGAAGAACACGGGCUAGAAGUGGAACAAAACUGUACCCGGACCCAGAAUACUAAGUGCAGAUGCAAAUCAAACUUUUUUUGUAACAGUUCUCCGUGCGAACACUGUAACCCUUGUACCACGUGUGAACAUGGAAUCAUUGAGAAAUGCUCACCAACUAGCAACACCAAAUGCAAAGUGUUCCUAUCUACAGGAUCCAGAUCUCACUCAAACAGUUUAUGGGCCCUGCUGAUCCUCCUCAUCCCAAUAGUUCUAAUAAUAUACAAAGUGGUGAAAAGUCAACACAGGAAUAAAAAGAAUGAUUAUCACAACUCUGAAGCCUCAAAUGAUGAAGGGAGGCAACUGAAUUUAACAGAUGUUGACUUGGGUAAAUAUAUCCCUAUUAUUGCUGAACUAAUGAAAAUAACUCAAGUUAAAGAAUUUGUUCGGAAGAAUGGUAUAGAGGAAGCCAAAAUAGAUGAUAUCAUGCAUGACAAUCUCCAUGAAACAGCUGAACAGAAGGUCCAACUGCUCCGCAGUUGGUAUCAAAGUCAUGGAAAGAAAAAUGCAUAUUGCACUUUGACUAAAAAUCUCCCAAAAACUCUUGCAGAGAAAAUUUGUGACAUAGUCACAAAGGACAUUACUAAUGAACGUGAAAAUGCAAACUUGCAAAAUGAAAAUGAAAACUUGGUUUAAAGUGAAAAACAACUAACUCAGUUCUGAGAAUAUACUAAAUGUUCUAAAUAUGUUCAAAUAAGUUCUGAGUAGCUAUAGAUAUUGCUUGGCUUAGCUUUUUACUGGGUGUGUUUUCUUUUUUCAUUUAUUAGAUUUGUAGAGCUAAUAUAUUUGCUCAAAGCUAUUUGUAGAGCUAAUAGCUUUGAGCAUUUCAUGAUUCUGCCUUCAAGGAUUUUUAAAGUCUAGUUGGGUAGAUGAACGCUGGUGAGAGUAAAUACCCAUGUUCAUCUUCUUGCCUAUUAAGUGUGUAAAAAAGCAUGCAUUCAAAGAUUGAGAUCAUGUUCAAGUGUGUAACAUAUGAUUCUGUCAGUGUGAAUGUAAUUAAUGUAUGUGAACACAAAUGCCUAUCCACAGGUUGACCCCAUUCCACGAAUUAGUAGAUGUGAUCAUUGUUGCCAUGUGACAAUCAACUGCCUCUAAAUUACCUCCCCAGCUCUACUGAUAAUUCUAGAGAUUUUUCCAUAUUUACAAAUUUUGUUUACACCUUUGAGAGGAGUAUAUUCAGGGAAAACUUGCACAUAUCCUCUGAAUAUAAAAUUUAAUAAGGUUCUACCUCAAAGAUCUUUGCACAGAUUAUUGGCCUUUCAUAGUGAACUAUUUCCAUUUUGGAUUCACAUAGAAAAUGCAGACUCAAUUAUAAUGCUUGAAUAUUUUGUAUUUGUCACUGUAGAUCAAAUAACCUACUUCUUUCUCAGGUGUCAAACAUUUUGGUCAGGAAAGAAUUACUAGAUCACUGUCAUCUCCCUGUUUUCACCUUGAUGUGCAUCUAGGUAGACUGAACCCCCAGACUUGAAAGGACUUCCUAAGAAACACUGAAUGAUUGAUGAAAAACUGGGGCUGCCCUUAGAAACAUCUAGCUUGAUUUGGAGAGACCAGCUGCUCUUAUGGAAGGUAGCUUUGUGGCAUAUCAUGAACCCAUGUCUAUCACCAAAGCUGAUAAGAUAGAUUCUUAUUUUGUCCCAUCCCUCACAAAGUGCUCAGUAACUUGCCAUGUAUUCUCUGUUGGUGUAAAGGCAGCUUAUACACAGCAGAAGUGAAAUCAUACUGCUGCUGCUGCUAAGUCGCUUUAGUCAUGUCCGACUCUGUGCGACCCCAUAGACGGCAGCCCACCAGGCUCCCCCAUCCCUGGCAUUCUCCAGGCAAGAACACGAGUGGGCUGCCAUUUCUUUCUCCAAGGCAUGAAAGUGAAAAGUGAAAGUGAAGUCACUCAGUCGUGUCCAACUCAGCGACCCCAUGGACUGCAGCCCACCAGGCUCCUCCGUCCAUGGGAUUUUCCAGCCAAGAGUACUGGAGUGGGGUGCCACUGCCUUCUCCAGAAAUCAUUCUAAGUGUUAAGAAUUGCCUGUUUUCUGUAGCUUCUUAGACAAGACCCUCUCCCCACUAUCACUUCCUUGCUUUUACAUUUAAACACUUUUGAAAGUUUGUAUUAACUGUGAAUGUUAAUAAAUACUAUUUAUAUUUAUAUAGUUGUAAAUGGAACACAGUUAUAAGCUGAAGCAGAUGCUCAGAACUACCUAAAGAGCGUCCAUUGAUGGAAGAUGUUUUUCCCUUAUGUUUGGAAAUAGAAAAUAUAAACAAAAAUAUUUUAUUAAAAUCAUGUUUUUGGUA